Molecule: messenger RNA, 1839 nt
Organism: Emiliania huxleyi CCMP1516
Lineage: Eukaryota; Haptophyta; Isochrysidales; Noelaerhabdaceae
Exons: 1
Coding region: 1-1839 (612 amino acids)
Biological process (GO): signal transduction
Source: RefSeq, a predicted model, not a curated record
AUGACCAGGCGGGCUGCUGCUCGGAAUCUUGGCGCUCGCUCUCGCGCUCUUCAUAACGGCGUUGCCCCCUUCUGGGCCGUCUUGUUCUUGCUGCUCGGAGCAUGCUGCGGCGAGCUGCUGAACGAGUGGAUGUGGCCGCCGCGCUUCGGUGCGGCCUCGGAGGUGCGGGCGAAGCGAGUCAGGGCCACGGCCCGAGCUUGCCGCUUCCUUUGGCGCGACUACGACCCGCGCUUCCUCUUCUGGGAGGUCGUCGAUCUGGGCCGCAAGCUCUUCCUCGCUUCGCUGGUGCUCUUCAUCCAGACAGACACCGGGUCGAGCAAGCUCCUCCGCCUCUUCGUCGCCUCUGUCGUCUCGGCCCUCUACCUCGCCGCCCUCGCCCUCGCCCGGCCCUUCGAGCGUGACGACGACCUCUACCUCGCGUGCACCGCCAACCUGUUGCUCGCCUACUGCUUCAUCUCCGGCAUGGUGAUUCAGCUGUGCGAGAGCGCCGCCUACGAGGACAUGUGCAAGGCCCUCGUCGGCUUCGAGAGUGCGCGCGGAGCGAGUGAGUUUGUCAUCGCGCUCACAGCCGCAAUGCUCGCCGCAUCACUGCUCGUCGUCCUCUUCAAGACUGUCAGCGCCGUCCGCGCACCCACCAUCCGCCUCGCCUCCUCCGGCCGACCCCCAGUCCUCGAGCUGUCCCCCGAGUGCCACUUCCACGGCUUCAUCUCGCACGCCUGGGGAACCGGCCAGGACCAGACGCACACCGUCGUGCGGCAGCUCCAGCUUCUUCUCCCCGGCGUCCGGAUUUGGCUCGACGUCGACAAUCUCGAGGACGUGGGCAGGCUCGAGGAGUCGGUGGCCGACGCGAUGACCUUUCUCGUCUUCCUCAGCGCGGGAUACUUCAAGAGCUUCAACUGUCGCCGCGAGCUGUACGCGGCGCUCGGCUCGAACCGGCCUUUCAUCCCGAUCCAGGAGGCUGACGUCGACAAGGGCGGCGCUUCGAUCGAGGCGCUGAAGGCAGAGUGCCGCGAGCACUGCAUCGAGACCGCUCCUGCUGCCUACCCCUCCUACAGCGGGCCAGACGAGAUGCUCGCACGCGUGUUUGAGGAGGCGGAGCCAAUCGUGUGGGUGCGGGUGAACGCCUUUCAGCUCGAGUCGCUCAAGGCCAUCGCGCUGCGCAUGCUGCUGCACUCUUCUUACUACGCGAGCCGCCCGGCCGAGCUUGCUGCAGGAGUGAUGGUCCCUCGCCAACCGGGGCCCUGUGCCUUCAGCGGCCCCGUCACCAUCCUCGUGUGCCGCAGCAACACGGGCGCGGACGGCAUAGCAAGGGAGCUCAAGACGGCGGCUGGGGAGGCGCACGGCUCUGCUGCUGCCGAUACUGAUGCGAUCGUGAUGAUCCGCGAUGCGGAGGAGGCGCUCGAGGGAGCCGACGCGGCCCCGCUCUCCGGCCACGUGGUGUUCCUGCUCUACCUGAACGAUAAGACCUUUCUGGACGCCGGCGGCGCCGUCGCGCGCCUCGUGCAAGCGGCGAUGGACCGGCGCAUUGCCAUCGCCCCGAUCCACGAGCAGGAGCCUGCGAGGGGCGGCGUUCCAUUCCGCAACUUUUUCCAGCAGACGCCGCAGGUGCUGCAGCAGCCGCCGUACAAGCUCUACGACACGGUGGCGGUGUCACUCUACCCGUCGGUGGAGCACCGCAGGGUGAGCUUACGGCUCGUGCUGCGCAGCAUGGGCGCGGUGCCGUGCGACGCGGGGCCGCUCUGGCGGCGUUGGCAGCUCCUUCGCCGCCGCAUGGCGGUGGCGCGCCUCGUGCAGCGGAGCCCCGCCGAGCCGCGCCAGGAGCCGUUAGUGCAGCCGUAG